This is a messenger RNA of Mobula hypostoma (lesser devil ray), 9538 nucleotides long. RefSeq lists its product as uncharacterized. Bases 5700 to 8333 code for a protein of 877 amino acids. NCBI's taxonomy places the organism in Eukaryota, Metazoa, Chordata, Chondrichthyes, Myliobatiformes, Myliobatidae. Gene Ontology annotation, molecular function: zinc ion binding; nucleic acid binding. The transcript is spliced from 7 exons. The record is from RefSeq and is a predicted model, not a curated record.
GUGACAGAACCGAGGUAAGGCGAGGCAGCAGGUCCAUCAGCAAAAGCAAGGAAGAUUGAUUUAAGUGCUGCAUUGAGUUGGAAAGGUCAGGUACAAGCCAAAUCGAGGCGGUGGAGUCCAAGCCCCAGAGUGCCCAGAGUGUAUCAAAGCAACAGAACCCGAUGUUUGGAAGAUGAUUUAGGCGCCACGCCAGAUUGAGAGAUUCGGGGGGGGCGAGCCCCAAGAUCACGCUUGCUUGUUCUCUGCCCUAAUUUAAUGUGAGCGUUAUCUGGAUGAAUUGCAACAGAAAGCACUAUAAAACCCCAGGCAACUGUACGAUUUCCAGAUGGACCAUUCUCAAGUUACGCCAAACUGUUGUUAUGAUUCACAUGUAUCUGGAAAAAGAUUUUAAAACUGGAUGUCCGGAUUAUGGCCGCUAUCGUGUACCAGUGAGCCCAGACGCUGCUUGACCUGUUGAGUUCCUCCAGCAUUUUGUGUGUGUUGCUCUGGAUUUCCAGCACCUGCAGAAUCUCUUGUGUUUAGGCCUAAAGAUUUAAUCACUGCGGAGGAUUUCUUACUCUUGUGGGAUAACAUCUUCUUGACAAGGAAGGUCACUUUGCUUGGCAGAUCAGCUCCACCUCUCCUUCACCAGUCUUUCUCCAGUUUGCAUGCAAAUGGAAGACCUUCAGAAUAUUUAAAUUUAAAUCCUUCUUCAUGGGACAAAACAAGUCCAAGCUGGAGUGAGUCCCAAUCCCAUCCACUACAACAAGUUGAGUCUACAAGCUCAAACACAAAAGAUUCUGCAGAUGCUGGAAAUCCAGAGGAACUCACCAGAUGUGUCUGAGGCAAGGACUCAGAUAUUUUUCUGCUGUUCAGAUUGACCAAAAAACAGGAGCCAAAGCCUUUUAACGUCAGAGGAUCAGCAUGACCUCCUCAUACUGAUUUCAACAUGGAAUCCUAUUUGUGAUGAGCACCCGGUGGACUGCAAUCUUUUCCGGCUCCUUGACAUGUUUGUGAAUGGUUGACAUAAUGGUCUCAAAUUAAGUCAUGUCUCAAGAAUUUCAAUUACUUAAGCAUUGAGAUGUUUAUGUGCACUAGGGCUCUGUACAAAGGAGAAAGAAAAAAUUCAGAGCUCUGGACACAGAUUACAAAUACCUCUCUGUCUAGACUUGACUUCUAAUGUAAUGAAGCUGUCACAUCUUUCAACAACUCUGCAUUUGCUCUAACCGUGAUGCCGACACAAGCAGGAAAACCAAGUAAACGAAUUCUGUAAGUGCAACACUUUCUCCAUGUCUGCAGGUUUCUGUUUGGAAGAAAAUGGCUAAAAGCAGCUUUUUUUACGAUACGAACUUAUGGAUUUGUUAAAUUCAUUGGUCAUAUUAAACUCAAUAAGCAGGAAAAUGCAUUUGCACUCCUAUUAUCUUUCUAAUUCAGAGCUUUACUGGACGCAGUGGAACUCCAACAUUGAUGUGUAAUAUAAGGCUGUGUGGUUGAGUAAAGUGAAUUAUGAGUAACUCACAGCAGCCUAGGUGGCUGCAGAUAAUAUUCCGGCUUCUAAGGUAACAGUGCGACAGAAGUAGAGGGAGAACUGUGCUUCCUGUAACCUAGUGCUUCUGCAAUCACCGAUAUCUCCUGCACUCCCUUCUCCUCUGCAUUUUGAAAGCAGAAUGUAAAAGACUUGCACUUCAGUUGCUCUUGUCUCACCUCACAGUUCCUGUUGAUUGGUCCAGAAGAAAAGAAAACUCAGAAAUGGGAUAAGUGGUCAGCUUAGUUUGUGAAACUAACAUUGGCUAAGAUAGCAAGACAACUCAUUAUUUGUCUUCAAAAGGUGAUAUGGAAUAUUAAUAUUCUCAAAAAUGGAUCUAUUUGGGCUCCAUUAGCAACUUAUUUCCCAAUAACUCAUUAAAACCAGUACAGUUCUCCUUCAAUAUUAUACACUUGUUAAUGUAAUUAGUGCGGGUUCUAUGUUACUGGAUGAUGAACCUAGAGAAUGUAAAGUCUAAUGAUAGCUGGAAAGAUCCAGGAGUCAGUUCUCAGAAUGCCACUGUCGUUGGCCGAAUGAAAGAUAGUGAUGAAUCAGCAUAUAGGAGGGAGAUUGAAAAUCUGGCUGAGCAGUGCCACAAUGAAAAGCUCUCAGUCAAUGUCAGCAAGACCAAGGAGCUGCUUAGUGACUUCAGGAGGAGGAAACUAGAAGUCUAUGAGCCAGUCUUCAUGGCAGCAUCUAUCCUAAAGGAUCCCCACCAACCAGGUCAUGCUCUUUUCUCGCUGCUCCCAUCAGGAAGAAAGUACAGGAGCAUCAGGACCCACACCAGGUCCAGGAACAGUUAUUACCCCAACCAUCAGGCUCUUAAACCAGAGGGGAUAACUUCAUUCAUUUUCACUUGCCCCAUUAUUGAACUGUUCCCACAACUAUGGACUCACUUUCAAGGACUCCUCAUCUCAUGUUUUUGAUACUUGUAACACAAAGGUGGUCAUCCAGCCCAUCUAUCCAUUCCAGCACACAAAACAUUCCCAUCAAUCCCAUUUCCCUAUUUAUUUCCCUGUAAUUUCUUCAGUCUCACAUAUCCAUUAACUCUUCCCAAUUCUCCCACCAGAUACCUACACUUCAGGCCAUUUUACAAUAACUCAUGAGAUUAAAUGAGGGGCUCCCAACCUUUUUCAUGUCAUGGACCAAUACUAUUAAGCAAGGGGUGCAUGGGCCACAGCUUGGAGUCAGACCCAAGGGGGACUGCAGAACUGGGAAAUCAGCACUGUUUGAAAUGAAAGCUUGUACUUUUCAGGUGGUUACAGAGUGAGAUUGGUUGGUAAGGAUGUAAUUUAGUAGCAUGGUUCAGGUGUGAUUGUGAUCUGAUCUGAUCUGUAGAAGUUAGAUCAUACAACUUAAUAUGGUCUCUGCCCAGCAUUGCACAAUGUAAUUGCUGUAAUUAGUAAUUGGCUUUUAUGUCACAUGUACCAAGAAACAGUAAAAGGCUUUUCAUUGUGUGCUCUCCAGACAGAUCGUUCCAUACAUAAGGACAUUGAGGAAGUACAAAAAUACAACAAAAUAGCAUUCAGGAUAUAGUGUUACAGAAAACCUGCACUGCAGGUAGAGAAAUUAAUUACAAGGUCAUGACACAAGGUAGGUUGGGAGAUCAGAGGUUUAUUUUUAUCAGAUAGUGUUACAAACUUCCAAGUUGUAAGCUUGGGUGUCCCAAAACUGAGCAACGAAAGUGAACAGAAGGUUGUGAACUAUAUGCCUAAGUGACCGGGCAUGCAGUAUGGGAAAGAUCUUUUCACAGGACAAAUGGCCCAAGAUGGAUAUAAUUGUGCUUCAUUUUGGGAAGAGGGCAUUUUUGGCAACUUAGCACUGAAAAACAUUGCCCAGAAGAAGGCAAUGCCAAAUGACUUCUAUAGAAAAAAGUGCAAACAGCCAUCAUUGUCAUGGGAAAACCAUGAUUGCCUAUGUCAUACAAUAUGGUACAUAACAAAUGAAUGAGCACUGAAGCAAUCAAUCCUUGAAUACUUAAUUUUUGAGUCAUUUUUUUCAUUCGUCUCUGACAAACAUGAUUAGCCCUUUACUGUCUGAUAAAUUGGCUAAGCAAAUUCAUUUCCUUUUUACAUUAAGCCACUACGAAUCAAUUCCACUACUCUUCCUCAAGGCUGUAAGUAGUGGUCUAGCCAAGAGAUCAGAAUGUGAGGCUUUGAGUCCACACCACCUUGGUGCAGUAUGGGAAAACUAAACUAAGACUGUUGUAAGCUCCCCUCUGUAAGAUUGUUGGUUGAUGCUUCAAUGUAUUGCAUGGAAGUUUACAUAAUGGAUGGAAAACAUUGAUGAAGGAAGGGAAAGGUAGUGGACUUGUCUCAUUGUCUACAUGCAAGGCCUUUGACAAAAUGCAACCUAAGAGGCUGGUUCAGAAGGUUCAUUUGCUUAGUAUUCAAGGUGAAGUAGUAAAUUAGAUUGGACUUUGGCUUAGCAAAAGAAGCCAGAGAAUGGUAGCAGGUGGUUGCCCUUCUGACUGGAGGCCUGUGCCACAGAGAUCUGUGUUGGUUCCAUUGUUGUUUGUCAUUUAUGUUAAUGACUUGGAUGAUAAUACAGUAAACUGGAUCUGCAGAUCUGCAGAUGACACCAUGAUUGCAGGCGCAGUGGACAGUGGAGAAAGCUACUUAAGCUUGCAGUGGUCCUGGAAAAAUGGGCUGAAAGUGGCAGGUGGAAUUUAAUGCAGACAAAUGUGAGAUGUUGCACUGCGGGAGGACAAAGCAGAGUAGAACUUUGGAGCAUAGGAGAAUGAGGGGAAAUUUGAUAAAAGUAUACAAAAUGAUGAGAUCUAUAGAUAAGGCAAAUGCAAGCAACACUCACAAAAAAUGCUGGAGGAACUCAGCAGGCCAGGCAGCACCUAUGGAAAAGAGUACAGUCGACAUUUCAGGCUGAGAUCCUUCAUCGGUGCUGGAAAAAAAGAUGAGAAGUCAGAGCAAGAAGAUUGGGGGAGUGCAGGAAGAAGUACAAGGUAGUAGGUGAUAGGUGAAACCAGGAGUGGGGAAGGGGAAGUAAAGAUCUGGGAGGUUGAUAGAUGAAAGAGGUAAAGGGCUGGACAAAGGGGGAUCUGAUAGGAGAGGUCAGAAGGCCAUGCAAGAAAGGGAAGGGGGAGGAGCACCAGAGGGAGGAGAUGGGCAGGUAAGAAGAUAAGGUGAGAGAGGGAAACAGGAAUGUGGGAAUGGUGAAGAGGGGGAGGGUAAUACAAGAAGCUCGAGAAAUCGAUGUCUAUUCCAUCAGGUUGGAGGCUUCAUAGAUGGAAUAUAAGGUGUGUGACGAGAAUACACAUAAAAUUAAGAUGUUUGCUGGCCUGGGUUAGCAUCAGUGACAUCAGCAAGUGGUCUGCCACCUGCCCUCAGGGGAAGGAGAGAUAAGGAACAAUGGAGCAGCGUCUGGAGAUGUGUAAUGAAGGGAUGGGGUAGAGAGAGCUGUCUGGAGCGGCUCCCCCCUUUGAACCUUGAACUGUUUGAAGUGAUGGACAGGCGAUACCCCAGCAGGGGGAUAAAAAGGGACCGGUUUGCUAAGGCAGGACACACGCCACCCGAGGUAACGAGACCCUGGAAGCGGUACGCUUCUCACAAGUCGGUGAGAAGUACCAGACAACGGCCAGGGUGGAAAGGUACGAUCAGCGGGAACCCGGUGUGUGUCCGCCCUUGCCUGGGUGCCGGGUUCACUGCAGAGGAUCGACCGCAUCUGGAGGAGGGGUCACAGUCGGUGACCUCAGGUGACAUCACCAAGGACCCGCCCAAAAUCGCCGGUCUGUGAGUGAAGCCGUGUAUGAAUAGUUGUUCCUGUUCUCUCUCUCUCUCCCCGCACGUUGUCCAUCGCCAUGGCAACGAUUACUGCGAACUGAACUACUAAACUGGACUGAACUUUGAGUCACUUUGAAAUUUGGUCAUUUACCCCUAGACAACGAUAGAGCUUGAUUGAUGCUGUUAUCUUAAUUCUGUGCACAUGUGUGUUUAUCAUCGCUGAACUGUUGCAUUUAUUAUCCUUUCGAUUACUGUGUUGCUUGUUUCUUUAAUAAAACUUUCUUAGUUCUAGUACUCCAGACUCCAACUGAGUGAUCCAUUUCUGCUGGUUUGGCUACCCAGUUACGGGGUACGUAACAUAAGUGGGGUUCUCGUCCGCGAUUUUGAACGCUAAAUUUGGGACGGAGUAAAUUGAUUGGGUUAAAAUUCCCGAAAGAAAGAAAAGACAAACAGCAGAAAUGGAGACUGAGGAAUUUAUAAAGGCGCCGACCUUGGAGGCAUUAGAGGAUGCCAGGAAAUCGGAAUUGGUAGCUGUGGCCAAACGGUUGAAUCUUGCUAAGGUGAAGUCGACAAUGAGGAGAGAGGAGAUACACAGAGCUAUUGUAGAGCACUAUGUAUCUAAAGGUAUGUUUCCCCAAGGUGAGCUGGGGGUGGUGUCUAUUGAAAAACCUGCUGGAGACGCAGUACAGGUACAGCUUGAAAAACUGAGACUCGAGCACGAGUUCCGGGUACGGCAGUUAGAACACAAAGAGAAGCAGAGAGAAAGACAGUUGGAGAGAGAAGAGAAAGAGAGGGACAGACAGUUAGAGAGAGAGGAGAAAGAGAGGCAAUGGGAGCGAGAAGAGAGAGGGAAACAGAGGGAAAGGGAAUUUGAGCUGGAGAAGUUAAAGAUAAGGGCCGAGCAGGGGCUCGUGCCGAACCAAGGUGGAGGGUUCCGGGCAACCCAGGAGGUUAGGCUGGUUCCCCCAUUUGACGAUACCGACGUGGAUCGGUACUUCCUCCACUUCGAAAAAGUGGCUAUAAGUCAGGACUGGCCGAGGGAUAAGUGGGUUGUUUUACUUCAGAGUGUACUGAAAGGGAAGGCCCAACAAGCUUACUCAGCUUUGUCCGCGGAAGAUGCCCAGAAGUAUGAGGUGGUGAAAGAGGCCAUCCUCAGGAUUUAUGAGUUGGUCCCGGAGGCAUACCAGCAGAGGUUCCGGAAUGCGAGGAAGCGGUGGGACCGCACGUAUUUGGAGUUUGCCCGUGAGAUGCAGACAUAUUGUGAGCGUUGGUGCGCCUCGAAAGGGGUAGAGGGGGAUUAUGACAGACUGCUACAACUGAUCCUGAUUGAGCAGUUUAAAGGUUGUGUCCCUGAGGGUAUGAGACCCUACCUCGAUGAGAAAGAGGCAGCCACGUUAGCUGCAACUGCUAAGUUAGCGGAUGAGUAUGCGUUGACGCAUAAAAUGAAGUUUGCCCCGAGUAAAGGCUACCAGAAGGGUAGUCAGGACGGCGGGGAGAGUCCGCCGGAAAAGUCAGAAAGUAAGCCGGGGACUAGUGAAAAGGAUAAGGUAGACCGGGAGCAGUCUGGUAGGAAGUCUCCUGGGGUCGUCUGUUAUAAUUGUGGGAAAGUCGGACACUUUGCGUCCAGGUGCUUUGCCCCAAGGAAGGAGACGGGGAAAGGAAAAGCGGAAAUUUUGAAUGGCUGUAUCGAGCUGUUAAGCGAACCGCUAGGGAAGGACAGGUCUGAAAAAGUCCAGGAAGGGCGCGAGAGGUUUACCUCGGCCGGACUGGUGUCAGUGAAGGAGAGGUUAAAACCAGUUCCAGUGCGGAUCUGGAGAGACACGGGAGCGUGUCAGUCACUAAUACUGAAGAGUGUAUUAGAGUUUAGCUCAGAGACCCAGACUGGGGAGGUAGAGGUCAAAGGUGUUGGGGAAGGGACAGAGUCAGUCCCUUUGCACCAGAUACACUUACAGAGCAACCUGGUCUCUGGACUAGUCACGAUCGGGGUGAGGUCCGAAUUACCGAUGAAAGACGUGGAAGUCUUGCUCGGUAAUGACAUCGCCGGAGGAAUCGUGUUCCCAGUCGUGAGAUUGACAGGUCAGCCUGCCAGCAUUGAGGCCCCGCCCAUGGACUCACAGGUUCAUCAUGGGGCUGCGGUAGUGAAUUUAGCUGUGGUGGUAAAUUUAGCUGAAACAUUUCUGCCAACCUUGUAUGAGACGAGGUGUAGUGAGACAAGAGGCAGUGAGGGAGCUGGGACAGACGUAGCAGUAGCCAGGAAAGAAUUUGUGCAGACGCAGGAGCGAGACGAGGGGCUGAUGGUUUUUGCAGAGACCGCUCUCUCUGACACAGCCUUGACAAGGGAACUAGUAGGCUAUUGUGCGGAGGAGGAAGUGCUAAAAGGGAAAUCAAGUACAGUACCCGCAGAUGAGGAAUGGGGGGUGGUGCAAAAGAGUUAUGGGGAUGAGGUUUUUAACAUGGCCCACGAGGUACCCCCCGGUGGACAUUUUGCGGUGCUGGAGGAAACAGUUGGUGGAAUCAUGAAAGAGAUUUACCGGCUGCCCAGGGGGAAGAAUGUUAUUGAUCAUGACCGACGCGAACUGAGACGGUCACCGGCUUUUGAUAUGCUAACAAACCUAGUCGGUGUUAGCGUGGAAAUCAAUGAAGCUAGGGGCCCCCUGAUAAGAGGAAAAAACCAUUUUGAAAAGAUUAGAAUGGGAUCGAUCAAAUGGGAGAAGGUUAUUGUUUUGGCCAGGUCUACUGAUAAGGUCUCUCUCUUAAUCCCCGAACAAAGCGAAUCUUUAGAAGAAGUAAUUAAACGACUCGCACCCGUGUGUUUGAUUGUCCCGAGGAAAUGCAAAGAACUGGGACGUUGGGUGAUGUCUGUUACAAUAGGGCAGCCUAGUAAAGAACACUCAUAUAUAAUGAGUAAUUCAGUGACUAAAGGGCUGAUGAACACAGAGGUGUGUAUUGGCAAUUUAAUACGGCUGUCUGAAGCCAGCUUGAUAGUGAACCUUGAAAAAAAUGAAUUCGGCCACACGAGGGUCACUUACCUAGGAAUUGUGGUGACACGGGCAGCUGGCAGCGAUGCAAGCUACAGUGCAGGCUAUCGCUGACCUCCCAACCCCGACAGACAAGAGGGCCCUCAGAAGGCUCUUGGAGAUGGUGGGGUACUGCAGGAAGUUUUGCAAUAACUCUGCGGUCAAUACCCAUCCCCCUCCUACUAAGCCCUUGCGAGAGAAAACUGAGUCGGAAUGGGACGACCCUUGUUAUUGUGGUCCGGGACAAAGCCAAAUGAGAGGUUACAUUGAUCGCAAUUCAUCAGUGUUUUUGGCCACUAUGAAGUUUGCUGAGUUGGAGCCUGGUCUAAGGGAUUAUUAAUAACACGUGUAAAAGGAACAGAAAAUGUGAUGACUGUCUGUCAAGGUGUUGACAGCUUCAAACUCGCUGUGUUAGCCAAAUAGCUGAUAAAGAUGUAUAUUUGUGUAUGUAUCAAAUAAUGUAUUCAUGUUUGUAAUUUUUACCUCCCGGUAAAAAUCCUUAAAGGGGGGAAGUGUGACGAGAAUACACAUAAAAUUAAGAUGUUUGCUGGCCUGGGUUAGCAUCAGUGAUAUCAGCAAGUGGUCUGCCACCUGCCCUCAGGGGAAGGAGAGAUAAGGAACAAUGGAGCAGCGUCUGGAGAUGUGUAAUGAAGGGACGGGGGAGAGAGAGCUGUCUGGAGCGGCUCCCCCCUUUGAACCUUGAACUGUUUGAAGUGAUGGACAGGCGAUACCCCAGCAGGGGGAUAAAAAGAGAUCGGUUUGCUAAGGCAGGACACACGCCACCCGAGGUAACGAGACCCUGGAAGCGGUACGCUUCUCACGAGUCGGUGAGAAGUACCAGACAACGGCCAGGGUGGAAAGGUACGAUCAGCGGGAACCCGGUGUGUGUCCACCCUUGCCUGGGUGCCGGGUUCACUGCAGAGGAUCGACCGCAUCUGGAGGAGGGGUCACAGUCGGUGACCUCAGGUGACAUCACCAAGGACCCGCCCAAAAUCGCCGGUCUGUGAGUGAAGCCGUGUAUGAAUAGUUGUUCCUGUUCUCUCUCUCUCUCCCCGCACGUUGUCCAUCGCCAUGGCAACAAUUACUGCGAACUGAACUACUAAACUGGACUGAACUUUGAGUCACUUUGAAAUUUGGUCAUUUACCCCUAGACAACGAUAGAGCUUGAUUGAUGCUGUUAUCUUAAUUCUGUGCACAUGUGUGUUUAUCAUCACUGAACUGUUGCAUUUAUUAUCCUUUCGAUUACUGUGUUGCUUGUUUCUUUAAUAAAACUUUCUUAG